This is a messenger RNA of Anguilla rostrata (American eel), 3552 nucleotides long. Its product is annotated as ras-related protein Rab-27A-like. The coding region runs from base 909 to 1586 and encodes 225 amino acids. Gene Ontology annotation, cellular component: endosome; dendritic spine; trans-Golgi network transport vesicle. The transcript is spliced from 6 exons. The record is from RefSeq and is a predicted model, not a curated record. Gene Ontology annotation, molecular function: GTP binding; GTPase activity. Gene Ontology annotation, biological process: regulation of exocytosis; neurotransmitter receptor transport to postsynaptic membrane; protein secretion. Lineage: Eukaryota; Metazoa; Chordata; Actinopteri; Anguilliformes; Anguillidae.
AAUGUGGUAACCAAGUUCUCUCAAUGGACUGCAAAUAGUUUCUCAACGGACUUGAUAAUAUUGUCUUGUUUACCUGUUAAGUGUAAGUUAACUGUGCUACCAGGACUGAGAGUUGGCAUAUUGGCAGUACUGAUUGAAGUGCCUUCGUCGUCUCAGUUUUGGCGCAGUCAAAUCUGUUGGCUGAACAUUAAGUUUGAAACUAUGUAACUCGUGCACACACCAGAUCAACAAUAUAUGGAAUCUGCAGUUUUGCUGAGGUGUUUUAAAGUAACCAUGCCGUUAAUUUUAGUUCCACUGGAUGGCACUAUCGUCAAUGCUUCCGUAAUAUAGCUCACUCAGUUUCUGGUGACCCUAAUCUACCUGCUGUAAAUAAGGGGUAUACCGUAAUUUAAAGAAAAGGUUCAGUGGUGUCAUUCUGAAUAUUGUCACUGAAUAAACGUAUUACUUAUUUGUUAAAUGUAAACGUGGUUUAUAUGCAAACUAACUGUUUGUAAAUACUGGUACUGCUUUGAUGAUUUCCACUUAUUCACACCUAAACAAUAUUCUAAAAAUUCAUGUUACAUUUACUAAAAAGUAGCUAAACAAACAAAACCACCUGUGUACAACAGCAGUGUCAAGUUACAACCAUGCAACAAAGCGGUGCGGCAGUCUUGGCUACUGUCUCCACGUCUUGGGUUAUUAUGCAGGAGGAGGGACUCGGUUCAGUACUAAACGGGAAGUGAUGUUAGAUAAAAACGAGUGCAACUGUAGCUACAUGGGAUAGAGAGGAAUGUAAAAGUAUCGAAUUAUAGCGGCCAAAGGGAACUCAUCGGGAAGCGUAUUAACAAAUAGCCUAUAGCUACCUAUAUUUUAAAACCAAAAGAUCGGAAAGAAACUUUAUCGUUUGUGGACAGAAAAAAGUUCUCACUAUGUCUGAUGGGGAAUAUGACUACCUCAUAAAGCUCCUGGCACUUGGCGACUCUGGAGUGGGCAAGACCAGCUUCCUUUACCAGUAUACAGAUGGCAAGUUUAACUCCAAAUUUAUUACAACUGUUGGAAUAGACUUCAGAGAGAAAAGAGUGAUGUACAAAUCCGGUGGUCCAGAUGGGAAUUCUGGGAGGGGACAGAGGAUUCACCUCCAGCUGUGGGACACUGCUGGGCAGGAGAGGUUUCGGAGUUUGACAACCGCUUUCUUUCGAGACGCCAUGGGUUUCCUCCUCUUGUUCGACCUCAUGAAUGAGCAGACUUUCCUCAGUGUCAGAAACUGGAUGAGUCAGUUACAGAUGCAUGCCUAUUGUGAAAGUCCAGAUAUUGUGUUGUGUGGUAACAAAUGUGACCUGGAAGGCCAAAGGGAGGUGAAGGAGGAGGACGCCCUGGAACUAGCGGAGAAAUUUGGAAUUCCGUACUUUGAGACAAGUGCGGCCAAUGGGCGCAAUGUAAGCCAGGUGGUGGACGUCCUGCUGGACCUCAUCAUGAAGAGGAUGGAUCGCUGCGCGGACAAGUCCUGGAUCCCUGAUGGCACAGUGUGGUCCAACGGGCAUAACUCCACAGAGAAAAUCACGGAAGACCAGAACCAGAACCAGGACCAGGGAAAGUGUGGCUGUUAGAGUGGAGCAAUGGCAGUAGCAGGACUAUAGCUCUCCCCUAAUGCUCAAAGAAAAGGGGAUGGAGAGGAGGAGGGGGGGGGAGCAGGGGAUUUGGAGCAGAUGACCCAAUUACCAAAUGUUUCAUCUGAGGUUUUUUUUUUUGUUUAGAAAAAAGCCAACAAAAUGAGGAUUUGUGUGAAGUAAUGUAUUCACUUUCCUUGUUACUACAUGUUGCUCCCAGUGUAUUUAUCGGCACAUUGUGGAAUCUUCUGCUUACUAGAUGAGUAUUACUGUGGCUAUCCACUAAGGAGUUCUUAAUUCAUUAAUUCAGUGCACAAUUAUAGCAUAUGGUACAUUGCAAGAUGCCUUUAAAAAUUUUUUAUUUUAUGCUCAGUUUAGAAAGCAAUGCCCCAAUGUGGAACGCAUCUGUGGUUAAGGAAGCAAGUCAUGCACAUCAUGGUGCCAUUAUAGAGUAGCAUUUGUUGUGCACAUGGUCCUUAUUUCAACAGGUAACCAAGGUAACCUUUAUGUGCUCUGUGCAGUUGGCUUGGCACAAGUGCAUAUUUACAUAAAAUUGCAAUUCAGUCUGAAAUAUUUCAUGCAUGAUUAUGAAUAUUGUAAUCAAGGAAAUCACUCAAUCAGUUGUGAUAAUCUAGUAAUGCAUUUGGGUUUAAAAAUCAUAUGUAUUUUAAUGAAGUUUGGGGAAAGUUGUUCAGUUUCUGUACUGAAUUUCAGCGCAAUGUUCGAGAAUGCUGCUUUGUCUACCAUGUAGCUAAAAUCUACUGUAUUGUCUCUAACACUGUAUGAAUGCCAAAAACAUACUCAAUGCCAAAUAUAAUAUAGAGCUAAUAUUUUUAUCCAGAAAAAACAUUUUAUUUAUUUGAAUAAAUAUUGUUAAGUCACAUUCUGUUUUCACUGAACCCUGCUACAGCUUGAAUGUCUUUUUCCUUUCUGGUAUAAAUACCUGACGCCACCAUCUAUGGUAGAUUUGUGUGACUGAAAUGAAAUCCACAUGAUGAAUGUGCCAGUAUCUAUUAUUAAAUAGGACACAAGGCUACAGUUAUAGAUAUGUUUGCACUUGAUGGCUCAGAAAGGAGCCCAGAAAUAUAAUAACUGUUUUAACCACAUCAUAACCACACAAGCAUUUCUUCGUCUCUAUUUAAGGGUUUUUAAUGUAUGCAUAAAUUGUGUUGCAGUAAUGAUCCUAUAUUAUAUUUCCUGUGUGUGCUUCUUUUAGUCUUCUUUUUUUGUCAUGUGAUCAUCACUGUUGGACAGUGACCAAGUAAAGAGAAUGAGUAAAGCAACGAGCAAGCAUUAAAACAAGGAAUGUUUUUUAUAAAAGACACAAUCUUAUACAUUAGCCAAUGUUAAUGUAUAGUUGUAUCUGACAUGAAAGCCACAUUGAUAGCUCUUUGUAAGUGUUUUUUUUUUAGAAUUGUAUCCAUUGGUUUAUUCAUCAAGCAUGGAAUAAGCUGAAGCUUGCUUUUUGGUGAAAAAUGUUCUAGCCAUAUCACUGGUUCUACACUAGGUGAGGGAAUCACUGUUUUGCAAUAUGCACAUUUGACACUUUUUUUAGAGACUUUUAUCGUUUUUAGUGAAUAUAAAAAGAAUGGUUUGGUUUGUACCAAAUCAAAUAUAUUGAAUUUCCUAUUGCACAGGCUUGUUUUCACAGGUAGCUACAUAUUGCUGCACCAUGCCUAGACCUGUUACUAUAUUGUGCAAAUCUAUUCAGUUAGAUUGCUGUUCAGUGCUUAAGAGUAUGACUCAGGUUUUUGUACUACAAAUAUAUUUUGCAUGAAAUGCUUGUUUCUUAAACUUAAUGAUUGUGUCCCAUUCCCUUGAUAUUUUGAAUACAACAAACCCUUUACCAUAAGGUCACUGUACUGUAUUUUCACAACGUAACUGGGCAAUUCCAAAGAAAACAGUAACCUUGGGCAAUAAUUGUUUAAACAUUGUAUGCUGCAAUAAACGGUUCUUUGGAAUAAGG